AUGUUUGGUGGAACUGAAGACAGCAAACUCCCGCGCUGGGGAAGCUGGAUUAGCAGUGUCCAGGAAAUUUUAGCAAAACAACUACAAGAAAACCUACCUUUCUUUAUACUUGCGACCUUGUUGAUUUACAAAGCAACCUCUUGUAUAUGGUACUAUGUGGGGGGUUUUGGAAUCAAGGAAAGCUCUCGGAUGCUGCGUAAUCGCAUAGGCAGGCCAAUAUUCAAAAUAAUAACUUCUUCCUUCAUUCUCAAGUCGUCCGUCGACAAAGAAGUGGAGAAAUCACUUAGAGCUGUGGAGAGCAGCUUGAUGAAGGAUGACGCACGAUUAAAAAAUUUCGACCAACUUCCUACAGAUGGUCUUCAAGAUCAGACGGUACUCGAGGAGCUAGACCUCUCCCAAAAGGUUCUUGCACAUUCUGACUGGGAAGGUGGAAAAGUGUCAGGCGCAGUUUAUCAUGGCGGUCAAGAAUUAAUCCAUUUACAAAGCCAAGCUUUCGAAAAAUGUUGUGUCGCAAACCAACUUCACCCAGACGUGUUUCCUGCGGUUAGGAAAAUGGAGUCAGAAGUAGUGUCAAUGAUUCUAAAGAUGUUCCAUGCUCCUGAAGUUACAGGGUGUGGUACAACAACAUCAGGCGGCACGGAAUCCCUUCUGUUAGCGUGCCUGAGCGCCAAAAUGUUCGCGCUACGGCAGAAGUCUAUUUCAAAGCCCGAAAUUAUUGUUCCCGUAACUGCGCACGCGGCGUUCAAUAAGGCUGCAUACUAUUUUGGACUGAAGCUGCGGCAUGCCCCUCUCGAUCCGAAGACUUUCAAAGUCGAUUUGAAGAGAGUCCGGAGGUUAAUCAACUCCAACACUGUCCUUAUUGUGGGCUCUGCACCAAACUUUCCCCAUGGCAUAGUUGAUGAUAUCGAGGGAUUAGGCCAACUUGCAGAGCGGUACAAAAUUCCGCUGCAUGUUGAUUGCUGCCUAGGCUCAUUUGUCAUUGCAUUCAUGGAGAAAGCAGGCUAUAGAGACAUCCCUGCAUUCGACUUUAGAGUGCCAGGUGUAACUUCGAUUUCAUGCGACACGCAUAAGUAUGGGUUUGCUCCUAAGGGGUCCUCUGUUAUCAUGUACAGGAACAGGGAACUUCGGAUGAACCAGUACUACCUUCUGUCUGAUUGGGUCGGUGGCUUGUAUGGCUCGCCAACGCUAGCCGGUAGUCGACCUGGUGCACUUGUUGUUGGUUGUUGGGCAACAAUGCUCCGCAUGGGUGAAAAAGGCUACAUAAAUUCAUGCAAGGAAAUAGUCAGCACAGCACGGGAGCUUAAGAAGUUCAUCCAUGAGGAAAUUCCUGAGCUUUGCAUUAUUGGAGACCCCCUUUGCUCUGUGGUGGCAUUCACGUCUGACCAAAUUGAUGUUCAUGAGCUGUCAGACAAGUUGGCAAAGCAGGGCUGGCACUUAAGCGCCCUUCAAAAUCCACCAGCCCUUCACCUCGCAGUAACAUGGCUGACUAGACCCGCAUUGCCAGAGCUAAUGCGCACCCUACAAGAGGUUGUGAAAGAAUUAAGCUCUGAACCUAACAAGAAGCCAUCAUCAGAUGGUACCAGUGCACUGUACGGUGUCGCAGGCAGCGUAAAAACUAGUGGCGUUGUAGACCGACUGCUAGUUGGGUUCCUGGACACCCUUUACAAAACUAAGCGCGACUAUUGA
Molecule: messenger RNA, 1686 nt
Organism: Lachancea thermotolerans CBS 6340
Lineage: Eukaryota; Fungi; Ascomycota; Saccharomycetes; Saccharomycetales; Saccharomycetaceae
Gene: DPL1
Product: sphinganine-1-phosphate aldolase DPL1
Exons: 1
Coding region: 1-1686 (561 amino acids)
Biological process (GO): carboxylic acid metabolic process; sphingolipid catabolic process
Cellular component (GO): endoplasmic reticulum
Molecular function (GO): pyridoxal phosphate binding; sphinganine-1-phosphate aldolase activity
Source: RefSeq, a predicted model, not a curated record